AAUAGGGCUGAACCCCCGUCGGCGGAGACCGCGAGGAACUGGAAGGUGUGCUGUGGGAAUACAUCACCCUCGCGCCGAGGGAGGACGACGUGGCGCUCGUCGACGGCGGCGCCGUGCCGCUGCGCGUCCCCGGGGCGCCGCUGGCCCGGCCGUGCUGGCGAAGAAUCUCUUGCUCUCCUGCGACCCCUACAUGCGCGACCGGAAGCCCGGAUCUGUUAUAGAAGGGUCGGGCGUGGAUUCCGCUCAUCCGGGGUUCGUUGCCGGUGACAUUAUUUCAGGAAUGACUGGCUGGGAGGAAUACAACUUGGUUGACAAGCCUGAACAGCUGGAUAAGAUUCAACAAAGCGCCAUACCACUCUCCUAACAUUUGGGGCUGCUUGGUCGGCCGGCCACGACAACAUUUCAAUUUGCAAGACUUGGAAGCUAACAGAACAAAAAGCAUGUCACCUAGUGCAGAGAUUCACCGUUUUAAAAGGGCUGUGCCUGUUCAAUUGCUGCAGGUGGUGCCCUCUACUUUGGCUACAUUAACUGGUAAGGGAAUGACAUAAAUGUUUCCUUCAUGUAUUUCUACUAGCGCCGGCUCUGCUUUCUGCUGCAUAAUUGGUGAGCAGCUGUGAGGUGACACUGGAAGGCAGCCGGCAGGUUCACGAUGCAUGGUUACAACAAGCUGGUCGUCUGGCUGCUGCUCCUAAGCAGCUCGUCAUCAUACUUUGGCCAUGGAAUCAGUGCUUCUGAUGUCCAAUGCUUGAAGGACCUCAAACAAUCGUUGAUUGAUCCUAAUGAUAUACUAGGGAAAAAAUCCCACCGGUGGAAUUUUACUGACAUCCGCGAUGACGGUGACAUAUGCGGGUUCACCGGCGUGGAAUGCUGGAACCCUAAUGAAAACAGGGUUCUCAGUUUGCGCCUCGGCAACUUAGGACUCGAAGGUCCAUUUCCUCGAGGCCUCGAGCUUUGCACCUCCAUGACCACUCUGGACCUGUCAGGCAACAACUUUUCAGGGCCGCUCCCAGAACACAUCUCUGAGCAGAUGCCCUAUGUAAGCUUUCUAGACCUCUCGAACAACAGCUUCUCAGGUGGAAUCCCUGCAAGCAUCAUGAACAUGACGUACCUCAACAUCCUCGCUCUUCAACACAACCAGUUCACCGGCGAAAUUCCGGCGAUCAACCUUUCACGCCUCAUUUCGUUCAACGUCGCCAAGAACUCGUUGUUCGGUCCCGUCCCGGACUCUCUGCAGAGCUUCCCGACCGCCAACUUCAUGGGCAACCCGGGGCUCUGCGGGGCGCCGCUGGACAAUAAGUGCAAGAAGAGGUUCAGGGUGCGGAUACACGUUCGGCUUGUCCGGAUUCGGGAGAUGUUUGUCCGGAUUCAGAAGCUACUGCACAGGAUCAACGACGCGUCCAUCAUCGGGGCGUCGGCUGGGUUCAUCUUUGGGUUCGUGGUGGCCUUCUACUUCCCGCACAAGUUCUUGUUCUGUGGGAGGUUCCAGCCCUACACCUUUCGUGUUUGUGGGUGACGGCGGGUA
Messenger RNA from Triticum aestivum (bread wheat), 1522 nucleotides. RefSeq names its product probably inactive leucine-rich repeat receptor-like protein kinase At5g48380. Lineage: Eukaryota; Viridiplantae; Streptophyta; Magnoliopsida; Poales; Poaceae. Gene Ontology annotation, molecular function: protein binding. The record is from RefSeq and is a predicted model, not a curated record. The transcript has 5 exons. The coding region runs from base 650 to 1513 and encodes 287 amino acids.